Messenger RNA from Anolis sagrei ordinatus, 2311 nucleotides. The record is from RefSeq and is a predicted model, not a curated record. Lineage: Eukaryota; Metazoa; Chordata; Lepidosauria; Squamata; Anolidae.
UUCUGAUUGCCAAACGUCACAAGAUGUCAUCCAGUCUGGUGCCCAUCAUUUCCCAGAAGGACCUGGAGAGCAUUUCUCUGGUGAAGAUGGGAGUGGGCUUUGCUCUCAAAGCCUUCCACACUCCUGGGAACAUGGAUGUUUCUUUGAAGCUCUUAAGUAAUCGAAACACAACAGAGAGAGAUUUGAAGGCGCUGCUUCAAGAGGUGGCCUGCACUCGGCGCAUGCAGUGCAACAGGCUCAUCCCUUCCGUUGGCAUCUGCCACUUCCAGGGUUUUUUUGGCAUCGUCACAGAAUGGAUGCACAAUGGAUCUCUCAGUUCGCUCAUCCAUGAACAUGCACUCUGCCCAGAUCUGCCUUUUCCUCUUUCUGUGAGGAUCCUAUCAGACGUGUCCGAGGGCCUGAAUUAUCUGCACAGUUUGCAACCCCAUGUCCUUCACUGCAACCUGAAGCCCUCCAAUGUCCUGAUAGAUCGGGACUACAGAGCUAAGAUAUCAGAUUAUGGCUUAGCCACGUGGAGGAGCCAGCAAAUCCAUUCACUCUUGCAGAACUGUAACAAUAGAAGCAGUUGGGAUUUGCUUUACCUCUCCCCUGAAAUACUUCAGGGAGGCUGCUUCUCACAGGAAGGUGACAUGUACAGCUUUGGAAUGAUGUGUUGGGAAGUUCUAAGCAGACAGAAGCCACUGAGAGGCAAGAAGACGUUGCUUGAAGCCAUGACGGGAGUUUGCAGUGGAGUGCGGCCUGGGAUUGAACUGCCAUUCUUAGCAAGCAGCCUGCCACAUCGUAACAAACUGGUGCAACUUAUUGUUUUGUGCUGGCACCAUGAUGCCCUUAAGAGGCCAAAUGUUGCAGAAUGCACAGCACUUCUACAGGAUAUUCUUAGCACAUUCAGAAAGGAGACGAUUUCAGAUGCAAUAUACAACGUGAUUCACGCAAAGGAUUGCGCCAUAGAUGCCGCCAAAGGCCCAGUUGCUUAUGUCCUCGAAAGGGACAGGCACAAUUUGGAGAUCCUUUGUACUCACAACAACAAUGGACCCAACAAGGAAAUUGAUCUGAAAUCAAAGACUUGGUCAGACUUUUGCCCUGAUCGCAGUGCAAGAGGCCCAGGAAGUGAAGCGGAGCAGACAUUCUGUGCCAAUAGUGAUCCUCACCAUGAUGCAAGAAGAGGCAAAUAUUCUGAACUAAUACGAUUCUAUCUUUUAAUAUUUGUGCCUAGCUUUGGAAUGAUGUGUUGGGAAGUUCUAAGCAGACAGAAGCCACUGAGAGGCAAGAAGACGUUGCUUGAAGCCAUGACGGGAGUUUGCAGUGGAGUGCGGCCUGGGAUUGAACUGCCAUUCUUAGCAAGCAGCCUGCCACAUCGUAACAAACUGGUGCAACUUAUUGUUUUGUGCUGGCACCAUGAUGCCCUUAAGAGGCCAAAUGUUGCAGAAUGCACAGCACUUCUACAGGAUAUUCUUAGCACAUUCAGAAAGGAGACGAUUUCAGAUGCAAUAUACAACGUGAUUCACGCAAAGGAUUGCGCCAUAGAUGCCGCCAAAGGCCCAGUUGCUUAUGUCCUCGAAAGGGACAGGCACAAUUUGGAGAUCCUUUGUACUCACAACAACAAUGGACCCAACAAGGAAAUUGAUCUGAAAUCAAAGACUUGGUCAGACUUUUGCCCUGAUCGCAGUGCAAGAGGCCCAGGAAGUGAAGCGGAGCAGACAUUCUGUGCCAAUAGUGAUCCUCACCAUGAUGCAAGAAGAGGUCGUCCAGUUUGCAACAGCGAAGAACCCGGAUCACCUCCACAUUCCUUUUCCUCCGUUCUCAUGCCUGAUUCGAGUGUGAAUGGCAGGAGCACCUUGCCCUUUUGCAAAGAGCCAGAAGGCAAGCGGCAACCACCGCCAGAAUUAGUACAACACUCUGGCCAUCGUCUCACCAACAGCAACUGUCAGAAGAGUUGGUCAGAAAAUAAAUUAAAAGGAUCCUGCUAUCAACAGAAAAAUUGCUCCAUCCUGGCCUGUGGGCGAGAGACCAUCCUGCACUGCAUGACCGAAGGACGCUUGAAUCACCUCCUGGACGUCCUGCGCUCCCAACAACUCUUAUCCAGGAUGGACUACGAGUGCAUCACCUCCUUCCCCACUUUGACGGCCCGUUCCCGGGCUUUGCUGGACACUUGCCUCGGCCUCGGUGAAAAGGCCGCCCAGACCGUGGUGUCCGUCUUGUCCACUAGCAAAUGCAGCCCCUUGCUACAAAGCUUCCCGGCAAAUGCAGUGAAUUAAACCAUUUACCAUUUGGCAUUUCAGAACAAAUGAAAACAUUUCUUUGCCAGCUGGUA